AUGAAGGGACAAAUCAGACGACUGGGUAAGAACCCAGAAUUACUGAAGGAAUAUGACACUAUCAUUAAGGCCCAAGAAGAGUUAGGCAUCAUAGAGAGGGUAGGAAAAGAUAGUGUGAUUAAUUCUCAUGCCAAAAUACAUUACAUGCCUCAUCAAGCUGUCGUGCGAAAGGAUGCCAAGACGACAAAGGUUAGAGUGGUUUAUGACGCAAGCGCUAAAGUACUCAAGUCAAGUGUCUCUUUGAAUGAUUGUUUGCAUAUCGGACCUUCACUUAAUCCACUUUUGUUUGAUAUUCUGCUUAGGUUCCGUGAGCAAAGAAUAGUGCUAAUAGCGGACAUAGAGAAGGCCUUCCUAAACAUUGAAGUGCACGAAAGGGAUCGAGAUAGCCUAAGGUUUUUGUGGGUAGAUGAUGUACUGCGCAAUAAUUUGAAUCUUGUAGUUUACCGUUUUUGUAGAGUCGUAUUUGGGGUGAAUUCGUCACCAUUUUUGCUUAAUUCGACGUUAAGGCAUCAUAUUAGCAAAUAUUUACAGUGCGAUAGGGAAUUUUCAGAAAAACUGCUAAAAAGCUUUUACGUGGACGAUCUUGCCAGCGGUGAAUCUAGUACAGAGCGAGCGUAUCAGCUAUAUCGUAAGGCCAACGAACGCAUGAAUGAAGGCGGAUUUAAGUUACGCAAAUGGCGGACUAAUGAUAGUGCGUUAAGAUCGCAAAUUGAAGACGAUGUGCGUGACGUGGAAAGUAGUUGUGUUGAUGAGCAAACGUAUGCGAAAACCACGCUUGCUCAAGUACAGGGUCAAUUUGGUAAAGUAUUAGGGUUGGAAUGGGAUAGCGUCGGGGACGUAAUAAUAUUCGAUUUCGAAAAUUUGAGUGCGAAAGCGGAAAACACGGAACCGACGAAGAGAAAUGUGUUGAGUCUGUUGGCUUGUAUCUUCGAUCCAUUAGGGCUCUUGAGUCCUACGAUUGUUAAAGCUAAAAUUCUCUUUCAAGAUAUUUGUUACAGUGGCGUGGAUUGGGACGAUACAUUGCCUAAAAGUGUGAAAGAGAAGUGGGAGAAGUGGUUGAGAGAUCUAAAGGAGGCAAAGAGUGUUUCAAUAGGCAGGUACUCGAGCGGCGUGACUGACACAUCUGGCUCAGAAUCAAAGCAGAGAUAUUUUUUGCAUGGAUUUGGGGAUGCGUCAAAGCGAGCUUAUUGUGCGGUUGUGUAUCUAGUUGUUUUGAACGGUAACGAUGUUCGUGUUAAGUUGAUUGCCAGCAAAACAAGAGUAGCCCCGAUGAAAGAACUUAGUAUUCCGCGGUUAGAAUUAAUGGCAGCUAGAAUAUUGGCUCAUUUAAUGUCUGCAGUCAGGAAAGCGUUAGAGUCAGAGUAUAAUUUUGAGGGCGUUAAGUAUUGGACUGAUAGUAUGACUGUUUUGUAUUCGAUAGUCAACUCAGGCAAUUGGAAGCAAUUUGUUCAGCAUAGAGUUGACGAAAUAUUAAGGCUUAGUUCAAAAACAGAGUGCAGAUCAAUUUUCUGGACGAACUCAGUGAAUUCUGCGACAGGUGACGUUGUUGUUGUAGCUGACGGAGACGUGUGA
Messenger RNA from Xenia sp. Carnegie-2017, 1572 nucleotides. RefSeq lists its product as uncharacterized. The record is from RefSeq and is a predicted model, not a curated record. NCBI's taxonomy places the organism in Eukaryota, Metazoa, Cnidaria, Anthozoa, Malacalcyonacea, Xeniidae. Bases 1 to 1572 code for a protein of 523 amino acids. The transcript has a single exon.